This is a messenger RNA of Planococcus citri (citrus mealybug), 2409 nucleotides long. Its product is annotated as centromere protein I-like. The coding region runs from base 214 to 2208 and encodes 664 amino acids. The transcript is spliced from 15 exons. NCBI's taxonomy places the organism in Eukaryota, Metazoa, Arthropoda, Insecta, Hemiptera, Pseudococcidae. Gene Ontology annotation, cellular component: inner kinetochore; kinetochore. Gene Ontology annotation, biological process: mitotic sister chromatid segregation; CENP-A containing chromatin assembly. The record is from RefSeq and is a predicted model, not a curated record.
AUCGAAAGAAACAGACCGAAAAUCUUUUUCGACUUUUCGUUAUAGAAAAGUUUAAAGUUAGAUAAAUGUUAUUUAAAUGUAAAUUUAUCUGUGAGACGGAUCUCAUGGAAAUAUGAUCUUUUGAAAAUCGCGAACUUUUAAUUCUGAAGUCAUCGUAUAAUCUUCUUUGUGUAAGCAACACUCUCAAUGAACAGACUCUACUAAUCGAACAAUAUGACGACCCUUGAUUUCUUUAUAAAUGCUCUGGAGGACGAUGAACCACCCUCCAGAAAAGCCAUCGAACAAGAAACGAACGAGUUGUACAAUUCCAUCAGAUUCAACGGAUUGCCUAUUGAACAAUUAUCAAUCAUCCUGAAAGCUUUUAUAAGACUCGAAUUAGACAGUUACAGUAUCAAGUGCAUUGUACGAUGUCUCAUUCCGAACGCCGCUCUUCCCAGAAAUCUCGUUAGGAAAACAAUCACUUGGAUAUUUUGCAAAUAUGAUUCCGAAGAUUAUGAAAAAAUCGAAAGCUUAUUCAUUUGGAUGGCCAAUUUACUGGAUUUCCAUUUAAUUCACGAAUGUAUUGAUGAAUCGUAUUUCUUGUUCGAUGAAUUACUUACCCUUUUCCCGAAACCCAUCUCACAUUUACUAUAUUUGUUAACAAAACGCGAGGAUAUCAAUGUCAAACGUGUGGAAAAAGUUCGAAAUCUGUUAUUGGUUCAUGAAAAAGAACCUUUUCUAUGUGCCCUUCUACAACGUUACAAAGAUCUCAAUCCGCAAUUCUCUCAUAUCAAAGUACCCUCGUACAGGAAAAUCGAGAACGUAUUUUCGUACCAUGACGAUCAUUUCGAUCAACUGAGAGCCGCGUUGAAAAAUGUGCAGAAAAAUUUAAACGACGAAACAGACAGGGAAGAAAUUGGUGCUACUAUAAUUGUGCCUUUCAAGAAACAAAAAUUACAAGAGAAUAAUGUAUUUCCUGAAGCUAAUUAUUUGCCAAAUGAUGUGAAACCCCAAGGACAGUGUUAUCUCCAUAAUAUUACCAAGAGUUCUCAACUGGGUGCCAAUUUUCACAAUCUGAUCUUACCUUCUCAUACUUUGACGCUGAUUAAAAACGACGUCGGUAUUUACGUUCUCAUGUUCAGCCCCAAAUCACUGCAGAAUAAUUUCUUGUGUAAUUUAAACGCAGUUUUAGAAAAAAAUUUCAUCACAGAGCCAGAAAAAGCAACGAAAGCAUCAAAAGAACAAUUGCUUAGCUCGGUCAUCACGUUGCAAUUGCAUUUCCAGCAAGGAUUCUUAGCGGUAUCCAAGUUCCUACGUAGUUUCUUACGAACCUGGGAUGGGAUAUCUUUUAAAAAUCAGAUUUUAGCGCUUCUCGAAUGGUUCGUCUUUCAGUCUGUCGACGAAUUACGAGAUUAUCUUUUGAAACCGCUGUAUACCUUGUUCAUCAUCGGAGACGGCGAUGCGAACAAUUUGUGCGAUAUACUUACCUGUUUGACUAAUCUGGUCAACAAUUUGUUUUAUAUGAUACGGAAAGAAUCUCUGGGCUAUAAAAACUUAUACGAGGAGAACAUCAUGCAUACCAGACAACAGCUGACUCCUAUUUUGUGCAGUGUGUCUAAAUUUUUCGCUCACCUUUGCAGACAUGGCCUUUAUCAGUAUCCUUGUCAUAGUGGUAUACUCAAAGUAGCCAUUGACUUCUACGUUAAAAUUGAUACAUUGGAAGACGAAGAGGUUCCAAUCAGAACAAUUAUAUCGUCCAGUGUCUUAUACCAUAGUUUAUUUUCGUUCAAUGCUCAAUUACUCGAAGAAAUAUGCGCUCUGCUGCCCAGCUAUCGAGAUAAAGUGCUACCAGGUGAAAAUCAGUCUCCAAUAAUGAUUGGUAAAUUAAACCGAUUGAUGGGAUUUGCUUCCGAUAUUUAUGAAUUUUUAUGGACGUCUCAAGCGUUUAAGCAAAGAACAAAAGGUCGCAUAUUAUUCUCGUUACCAUCGGAACACAGUCAAGUGUGGAGAUCGUUCACCAAUCUCAAUAACGGGUUGGAUUUAAGAAAACACAUUAUGUUCGAGCCUCAAAGAGCUUUAGCAGUGCUGGAGAACGAUCUACCUAGUCGUCGAUUUGCUACGAAUGCCGAAGUUCUGGACAUUUUGAAAGAUCAUUUACCGAAUAUCGUGCAGUUUAUCGAGACCAUAUUGAAUAAUGCGGCUCAUUGCGACGACGAUGACGAAGACUGAUUGGGUAUGUCGUUGUGUUUCUAUCUUCAUUUUUUACUUUUUUUGUCGAAAUAAGAUGUAAAUUAUUUUUUUCUCGUUUUUUGUUAUUCUCCCUACUCCCUACCUCAUAAGAAUGUAGUUUUUGUGAUAUCUAAGAAAAUGUAUCAAUUUUUUUUAAAUUUCAUCACAUGAACGUAGAAUAAUAUAUCAGUUUUUUAUUCA